This is a messenger RNA of Eucalyptus grandis, 684 nucleotides long. RefSeq lists its product as uncharacterized. The coding region runs from base 1 to 684 and encodes 227 amino acids. The transcript has 5 exons. Lineage: Eukaryota; Viridiplantae; Streptophyta; Magnoliopsida; Myrtales; Myrtaceae. The record is from RefSeq and is a predicted model, not a curated record.
AUGACGAUUAGGUCAUUCAAGGGGAUACGCAUUAUGCAUAACAUAAAUAAGAGCAUUACCUCGGCUCAUUUUAAAAAGUACUCGACUCUGUUCUUCAAUGGCAAUAGUGAGUUCACCAAUGCAUCUCUUCAAAUUGUUUGUUUUGAUCUAAGUACCAUUACUACGAUAAGCGAUAGGCGUUCUCCAUUUGUUACACUGUUGACUCCAGACAAGAAGUGGCUUAAUCUGAGCAGGAAUGACGCAUUAUCGGAGGGAAGUGCUGAGUAUGCUACAGUAAACUUGACCCACGGCAGGUUCAUGGGAGCUCGUGCAACAAUAAAUUUGUGGAAUCCUGCCGUCGUUUAUCCAGAAGUCAGUUUCUCCCAAAUUUGGCUCGAAGCAGGCCCCGAAGAGAGUUUGAACACAGUGGAAACGGGAUGGUUGGUCGAUACAGUUUCUUAUCCCCGCAAUCAGGCGAAGAUGUUCACAUUUUAUACCGGCAGCAGAUAUGCUCCAAACAAUCUGCUUCUACCAGUUUCCAUCUAUGAUGGACCGCAAGUCGAGAUAACUAUAGCCAUAUGGAAGGAUCAAGUUACUGGAGAUUGGUGGCUGCGCAUUCAGGAUGAAAAUGUAGGGUACUGGCAUAAAGAUCUCUUCACUCAUCUAAAGGGCCUGCAGAAGCAAUUCAUUGGGGUGGAGAGAUAG